AACUGGUUGUAACCGUAGAGAAACAGUUGUGGUAUCGGUCGAGGGAGCGCGGGAUACACUAUUGAACCAGUGCUGGUCGCACGGGUACACUGAUCUCAUGCGCUAUUACAUUUGACUUUUACAUGGAGUUGAAAGAACAUGAAGUGUGAACUCAGAACUAUGUUAACAUCAACGCUGCUGCAAUUACUUUUGUUUUCAUUGACAGCUGGGUUAUAUCAUGCUGCGCCGCGCGCCUCUAACAACAAUGAACUAUCUGACUCAAGUCAACCAGCGGUGCCCGAAAUAACACUUGGGGUGAUCAGUACUACUAUGCCCAACUAUUUACCUGAGGACAAGGUAAGGUUCUCCACAAAUUCACAACUCAGUCAAGUUUCUACUGCGACCUCGGCGGCGACCAAGAUCACUAGUAAAACCACUCCGUCUUAUCAAACAAACAAGUUGACCGGAGAUGCAAAGACCAUCAUUAGUGACCCAACGACGAAGGAACCCUCUGUAAAAAGCAAGGACGCUACAGUGUUCACAACCCCCACUGCGUUUACAGGAAUAUUUGGACCGACAACAACACUCACUUCUUCGACAGGUCUUACAUCCAGAGCUACCGAAACAAAGACGACUUCGACGGUAACCUUUCAGCCUCCACCUGUCUCCACUACUGACAGGCAAUCAACUGAGAUCCAGUGUAACUGUAGCAGUGAGGGGUCGGUGGACGUGGACAACUGUGACCGCGGCACCGGCCAGUGCGUCUGCCUGCCCGGCUACACGGGGCAGCGGUGUGACGACUGCCAGGAGGCCCACUUCGAUAACGGCACCACCGGUUGCAUCCCAUGCGGCUGCGACUCCUUCGGCGCUGUUGGACCUCUGUGUGACAGCUCCGGAGCGUGUGUGUGUAAGACGGGCGUGUACGGAGACAAGUGUGAUGAGUGCCACCCGGGGUUCUUCCGCUUCAGCGACAUGGGGUGCCAGCCGUGCCAGUGCAACAAUCACUCCAGCUCCUGCCACCCACAAUCAGGCGUCUGCUUGAACUGCCAAGGCAACACGAAAGGACCCGCCUGUGAGGAAUGCAAGUAUAAUUUCUACCGGAGGCCCGGCGCAGCCCCGGCUGAAGCCUGCAUCCCGUGUCCCUGCUCCAGUGUCACCUCUUCGGGCAGCUGUCACAUUGACCCUAGUGGACAGUCGGUGUGUGACCAAUGCAAGCCGGAGUACCAGGGGCCCCACUGUGACCAAUGCAAGGAUGGCUUCUACAACGCCGACAGCAUCUGUCUGCCCUGCAAUUGCAGCGGGAAUGCCGACCCCAGGACAUCGCCGCGCGUUUGCAACCCUGAGACGGGCCACUGCAUGAGCUGUGUCAACAACACGGCGGGGAAGCACUGCGAGCGCUGCGCCGAGGGCUACGUGGGCACUGCCGUUGACCACAGCUGCAGAGCCUCAGUCACUGUACCCCCUGAGCCGACAGCCCCGCCCUCCUCCAUUGGACGCACCAUGACCUCCACCUCGAACGCGACCGCCGCUACGCUCACCACCACCGCCUCCAGCUCCACCACGAGCCUCCUUGCCAACGCCACGACGGCCGUCGCCGAGGUCUCCUGGACCCAGUUCAACGUCAUCGUCCUGGCCGUGAUCAUUGCGGCGCUCGUGGUGCUGAUGGCCGCGGCAGGCGGCGUGUACACCUACCGCGAGUACCACAACCGCAAGCUGAACGCGCCGUUCUGGACCAUCGAGCUGAAGGAGGACAACAUCAGCUUCAGCAGCUACCACGACAGCCUGCCCAACAUGGCGGACGUGUCGGGCCUGCUGGAGGACGAGGCCGGCGUGGAGGUGGCGCCCACAGGACAGCUGACACUCAGUAGCCCCAUCAACAUGUAUAAGGCAUGAUGCUGGGCCAGGGGCUGGACCGCUGCGCCCUUGUCA
Messenger RNA from Esox lucius (northern pike), 1908 nucleotides. RefSeq names its product multiple epidermal growth factor-like domains protein 9. Gene Ontology annotation, biological process: axon guidance. Gene Ontology annotation, molecular function: extracellular matrix structural constituent. The record is from RefSeq and is a predicted model, not a curated record. The transcript has 6 exons. Bases 139 to 1872 code for a protein of 577 amino acids. Gene Ontology annotation, cellular component: basement membrane. NCBI's taxonomy places the organism in Eukaryota, Metazoa, Chordata, Actinopteri, Esociformes, Esocidae.